Molecule: messenger RNA, 2750 nt
Organism: Neodiprion fabricii
Lineage: Eukaryota; Metazoa; Arthropoda; Insecta; Hymenoptera; Diprionidae
Gene: Pp4-19C
Product: serine/threonine-protein phosphatase 4 catalytic subunit
Exons: 6
Coding region: 178-1101 (307 amino acids)
Biological process (GO): double-strand break repair via homologous recombination; peptidyl-serine dephosphorylation
Cellular component (GO): cytoplasm; nucleus
Molecular function (GO): protein serine/threonine phosphatase activity
Source: RefSeq, a predicted model, not a curated record
UUACUCUAGUCUCCCUGCAACGAACGACGCGCGCACCACGCAAUGCAUUGUCGGAAAUAAAUGGAGACCGGCAGGAGAUUACGGUGAGAAAAGCCAGCUUCUUCGAGUGAUUAGAGUCUCGUCGAAAAAUAAUCCGUUCCUCAUCUAGACGUUUAGGAGCAGUAAACUAACGGAGCAAUGUCCGAUUCCAGUGAUUUGGAUCGGCAAAUUGAACAGCUGAAAAAAUGCGAGAUUAUCAAAGAAGCCGAAGUUAAGGCUCUCUGUGCUAAAGCUAGGGAAAUCCUGAUCGAAGAAAGUAAUGUGCAGCGAGUCGACUCACCCGUUACUGUUUGCGGUGAUAUACACGGACAAUUUUAUGAUCUAAAAGAGUUGUUCAAAGUGGGUGGCGAUGUUCCUGAAACGAACUACCUUUUCAUGGGCGAUUUUGUUGACAGGGGAUUUUACAGUGUUGAAACAUUCUUGCUUCUUCUUGCUUUAAAAGUUCGCUAUCCCGACAGAAUAACCCUGAUCCGUGGUAAUCAUGAAUCGAGACAGAUAACGCAGGUUUAUGGUUUCUAUGACGAAUGCUUGCGCAAGUAUGGAAGCAUAACAGUGUGGCGAUACUGCACAGAGAUAUUUGAUUACCUGUCCCUGUCGGCAAUAAUCGAUGGAAAGAUAUUCUGCGUUCACGGUGGUCUUUCGCCUAGUAUUCAAACACUGGACCAAAUUAGAACAAUAGAUAGGAAACAAGAGGUACCACACGACGGUCCAAUGUGUGAUUUGCUCUGGUCAGAUCCUGAGGAUACGCAAGGAUGGGGCGUUUCUCCUCGAGGCGCUGGAUAUUUGUUUGGUAGCGACGUUGUUGCACAGUUCAACUCUGCUAAUGACAUAGACAUGAUUUGUCGAGCCCAUCAAUUAGUCAUGGAAGGGUACAAGUGGCAUUUUAAUGAAACAGUCCUUACGGUUUGGUCAGCGCCAAACUAUUGCUACAGAUGUGGUAACGUAGCAGCGAUAUUAGAACUGAAUGAACACCUCCAAAGAGAUUUUACCAUAUUUGAAGCAGCACCGCAAGAGAGUCGAGGAAUUCCGAGCAAGAAGCCUCAAGCUGAUUACUUUCUGUGAGAUUGACUUAUUUGGCAAGCAACGUGCUGCACUGCAGUUAAACCUCGACUCGGAGUCAGUUCGUAUCUUUACGUUGGCUGAAAUUGUACUAAUUUUGAAUGCAUCGGCUUAGUACGAUGACACGGUCAAAGUUUAAUUGUAAACAGCAUCUAAGUGGAAGAAAAAUAGUCUUAAUUAAACCAAUAUGAAGUAAUGUAUUUCCGAGCAGAUUUACCAAUCUUGCGAUUUCUAGUUCACCGUGUUAUUCCGCAUUGGAUUUCACCGUUUUAAACAAAUCUUGGCAUUUGUUGUAUCAAAUUUGUCCUGUCCGUAAAGGGUUUUUCCAUUUUGUAGCCAAAAUGUCGUUAAAUCUUGCGAAAGGAAACGAUUAUACGUUUGUUUUCGGAUCAAUGAGCCUUAAUGCUUAAGUCAAAAGUCAGUCGAAGAGAAAAACUCGUUCAAAAAUGUGCAAUAUUGUUUGCACCAAUGAUAGCAAACGCAAAUAAAACAACAUCCCUACUACGUAAUAGAAAUGAUUAUUAGCAAAUUCGGAUCACACACACUAAAGUCGUCAAUAAGGUUGAUGAAGUGAAAAGGUUGCAUAAAUAUAGUGUUUCAAUCAAUUUACUCUGAUGUUUUUCAUCGAAUUCUAAUGUGUUUGUGCUCAUUGUACUAGCUGUCCAAAAUUCCACAAAUUGUGUGAAAAACAUUCCAGAAAUUUCACAUUCUAGUAUACACUUACAAUACACAAAUGUAACUGUUGACAAACAUCUGUUAUAUCGUACUUAUAUAAAAAUACUUUUAUUCACUCUGAGGAUUACUUGAAGUAACAUUUUUUCUAGGUUAUUUAGAAAUCUCUAUGAUGAAAAAAUAAUGCCAUAAACAUUAGAAUCGGAUUAAAAAAAACUCAGUUUUAUGUUUUUUAACGUUCUAAUUAUAAAACUUUAUCUUAAAUUGUUGAUAUCUUAGCUUAUGUUAUUCGGUUUGUUCACAUUGAUUUCCAUUACACAGAUAUUAAUGGUCUUUCAUACGCGUUUACCACAAUUGGUGCACAUAACAUUGUUGGAUAUUUUUGAAUGGUUUCUUAUCUUCUGCGAACGUUUAAUGCAGUCUCUACGGCCCAUUCAUCUGCAAAAGCACAUGUGCUUGUGAAGUUAUUGUGAGUUUACAAUUUACAGCGAGGGAUGCUUUUGGUCCAAAAUCUAUGAUUCAAUGUCCAUUGUUAUAGGAUUUGAUAUUGAAUAAUAAAUGCAUUAUAUUAAGAAUAUCUACGUGAAAAUAUAUUGAUUGUGAAUUCGAUCAGACAGGAUCAUGCUGUAUCUAAAUUUGAAGCAUUUAAAUGGAAUGUUAAUGUGAUUUUAAACUUUCACUCUCCGCAUUACACCCAAUUUACGUAAUCGGUCACAAAGUUUGUACAAAUCCAAUAUAUUCCGGAAGGUCUGUUCAAAUGGGUGAUUUUAAAAUUGCGUUACAUACAUACAUAAAUACAUACUUUUCGAAUAACAGUCGUUAUGAGAUCAAUGAACCAAACUUGAAAGUCUGCCUAGCGAUAAAAUUGAUUGUAAUGUCAAUUCCCCAGUCACAUGUCAACUGAUAUUUCUUUUCAAUAUUGACUUAUCCGUCAUUGUAAUAAUACGCCUACCACUUCAUUUAAUAAACAGUAAAAGUAA